UCUCUAUAGUGUGACCACUGCUCAGUUCCCUUUUCUUUACAGCGUGCCGCGUGUAAAGUUUUCAACAAUAAAAUUUUUUAAAAAUGUCAGAAGAAGGAGAUGGAAAUAGGUCGGGAGCAUCCCUUACUUUCCCUAUGCAAUGUUCGGCACUGCGUAAAAAUGGAUAUGUGAUGCUUAAAGGACGCCCUUGCAAGAUAGUGGAUAUGUCUACCUCCAAGACAGGCAAGCAUGGCCACGCCAAAGUCCAUCUUGUUGGUAUCGAUAUAUUUACACAGAAAAAGUACGAGGAUAUUUGUCCCUCCACCCACAACAUGGAUGUGCCGAAUGUAAAACGCGAGGACUUCCAGCUCAAUUACAUUAGCGAUGAUGGCUACUUAACUCUAAUGAACGAAUCUGGCAACUUGCGUGAGGAUCUGAAAGUUCCCGACGGUCCAUUGGGUGUUUCUUUGCGCAACGAUCUCGACAGCGGCAAAGAUCUUUUAUGCACUGUGCUAAGUGCCUGCAGCGAAGAAUGCGUUAUCGCCAUCAAAAAUAAUACUGCUUUGGAUAAAUAAAGGGUCAUCCAUCGAUCUGAUACUGGAAAAGUGUAAUGAUAUAAUGAAGAAAUAUCAAUUAAAUGAUUCCAAAAUACAAGCUAUUCGUUUAUAUAUGUA
This is a messenger RNA of Drosophila hydei, 653 nucleotides long. Its product is annotated as eukaryotic translation initiation factor 5A-like. Bases 84 to 554 code for a protein of 156 amino acids. Gene Ontology annotation, molecular function: ribosome binding; translation elongation factor activity; RNA binding. Gene Ontology annotation, biological process: positive regulation of translational termination; positive regulation of translational elongation. Lineage: Eukaryota; Metazoa; Arthropoda; Insecta; Diptera; Drosophilidae. The record is from RefSeq and is a predicted model, not a curated record. The transcript has a single exon.